AUUUAUUUCUUGUCGUACAUAUAUAACAUAACAUUUUAAAGAUUUGAAGUGUUAAAAAUUUUAGUUGUAUUGUAUUACAUUGUGAUUUUUAAAAAUGGAAGAAUACGCUAGAGAACCUUGUCCCUUUCGAAUUAUCGAUGACUGUGGAGGUGCCUUCGCAAUGGGUUGCAUUGGUGGCGGAGUGUUUCAAGCUAUAAAAGGGUUCAGGAAUGCUCCAUCUGGAAUAAGCAAGCGAAUGAUUGGUAGCCUGACUGCGGUAAAAAUACGUUCUCCAGUCAUCGCAGGAAAUUUCGCCGUUUGGGGAGGUAUGUUCAGUACUAUUGAUUGCACCUUGGUCCAUUUUCGAAAGAAGGAAGAUCCAUGGAAUUCUAUAAUCAGUGGAUUUGCAACCGGUGGAAUUUUAGCUGCUAGAAAUGGAAUACCAGCCAUGGCAGGAAGUGCUAUAAUUGGUGGCGUUUUGUUGGCAUUAAUAGAAGGCGUUGGAAUUUUAUUUACUCGGUUGUCAGCAGAGCAGUUCAAAAAUCCUGCUCCACCCAUUGAGGACCCAGCAGUGUUGGGGGAAGCCGCGCAGCCUUUUAGCUUCGGACAGACAAGUCAACAUCCGUCACAGUACCAGUGAAUAAUUAAAAAAAAUACCAUCUCUAUUUGUUUAGAAAAUAUAAAAAUUUCUAUAAAAAAAAGAUAUAUAUAAACAUUGUUUAAUUAUAAGAUUUGAAUUAAAAGCUGAAUUUAAAAUAUCUCUAAAAUAUUCAGAAAGCA
Ceratitis capitata (Mediterranean fruit fly) is the source of this 759-nucleotide messenger RNA. Its product is annotated as mitochondrial import inner membrane translocase subunit Tim17-B. Gene Ontology annotation, cellular component: mitochondrial inner membrane; TIM23 mitochondrial import inner membrane translocase complex. The record is from RefSeq and is a predicted model, not a curated record. Gene Ontology annotation, biological process: protein import into mitochondrial matrix. Bases 95 to 619 code for a protein of 174 amino acids. NCBI's taxonomy places the organism in Eukaryota, Metazoa, Arthropoda, Insecta, Diptera, Tephritidae. Gene Ontology annotation, molecular function: transmembrane protein transporter activity. The transcript has 3 exons.